GGGGUGUGGUGAGCUAGUGUCACAUGACACUGUGGAGGUGGAGUCAGAGAGAAGCCCAGAGACUCCAGCUGAGGCUCACACUGGAGGUUUAAGGCUGAGCAGGGACGAGCAGAGGGGUCAGAGGUCAUUUCCAGCUACAGCAGCAGUAGCAUCAUGGCAGAUUCGGUUAUCUCAGAGAUGCCCCCAGCCAUGUGCCUGGAGAAGCCCAGCGUCGACUUCAGCUAUGUGGGCAUCGAUGCCAUCCUGGAGCAGAUGAGGAGGAAGGCCAUGAAACAGGGCUUUGAGCUCAACAUCAUGGUAGUGGGUCAGAGUGGUUUGGGGAAGUCCACACUGAUGAACACGCUCUUCAAGUCUAAGGUGAGCCGUAAGUCUGUCCAGGGCAUGCCGGAGGAAAAGAUUCCCAAAACCAUCGAGAUCAAGUCCAUCAGUCAUGAUAUCGAGGAGAAAGGAGUUCGAAUGAAGCUGACGGUCAUAGACACACCAGGGUUCGGUGAUCAGAUCAACAACGAGAAUUGUUGGCAGCCCAUAAUGAAGUUCAUCAAUGACCAGUAUGAGCAGUACUUGCAGGAAGAGAUCAAUAUUGACAGGAAGAAGAGGAUCCCAGACUCACGAGUGCACUGCUGCAUAUACUUCAUACCACCCACAGGACACUGUCUUAGGCCUUUGGAUGUGGAGUUCAUGAGACGUCUUAGUAAGGUGGUGAACAUCGUUCCUGUCAUCGCGAAGGCUGACACCCUGACUCUGGAGGAGAGGGACUUCUUCAAAAAGAAGAUCAGGGAAGAGCUUCGAGCCAAUGGGAUUGAUGUCUACCCACAGAAAGAGUUCGACGAGGAUGCAGAGGAUAGAACAAUCAAUGAGAAAAUAAGAGAGAUGAUUCCUUUCGCAGUUGUAGGAAGUGACCAGGAGUACCAGGUCAAUGGGAGAAGACUACUGGGAAGGAAAACAAAAUGGGGAACCAUUGAAGUUGAGAAUAUUGCCCACUGUGAGUUUGCCUACCUGCGGGACCUCCUCAUAAGAACUCACAUGCAGAACAUUAAAGACAUCACCAGCAGCAUCCACUACGAGAUGUACCGAGUCCGCCGGCUCAACGAGAACAACACUCAAGCCAACGGCCUCGGCGAGCACCAUCCGGCCUGCCACGAAAUCUAACUCCCCAUCCAAACGACCCCUCCACCCCCACUCCUCGCUCCUCUCCAAUCCCCAAUCCUCCAUUCACCUCACGCUCUGUCCCGCCCCCUUCCUUCAGCCAUGGCCUGAGGUGAAGAGGUCCAUCUAGAGAAACACAUAAUGACUUUACCUCCCAGAAACUCCAGCACAGUGCCCUUAAACCCUCCCGCCCACUGCAUGGGCACCGGAGGGCCGCAGAGGUCAGAAAUCCAGCCGCUAAAGAGCUUCUCCAUAUACUGCAUGCGUUUGACUCGAUCUGCUGAUGCUCCAGGUCUGUGUCUGUGUGCAGAGGCUGAUUAUGAGGCCGCUUCUGAUUGGUCAAAAGCUCGUCACAUGCAUCCCUCUUCCUUUUGAUAUUUUCAGGAGAUUGCUCAGAAGGCUCCUUUCUAUGUGAUUUGUUGAAAGCUCUCUUAAUAUUUAUGCUUCACUUUGAGCGGAUAAGUCAUCUUCUGAAACCAGAGCUGGUGUGGCAGCACCAUUAUAAAACUACAGGUUAUCUGAUGUCUUUCCCUCCAAAAUGUCUAAUGGUUGCCUAUGGCAUUGUGGAGAACCUGGUGUGCCGUUGUUCCCGUCACAUCUGUGCAAAUAAUUACAGGAUCCCUGGUACCGUAUAAAAACCGUCAUGAUUGAAAUUACAGCUUUGGGAUUUGCGUUGGAAAGAUUAUUCAAACUGAAUAGUAUUUAUGUCGAUUAAAUGGGAUUGUUAUGUUCUUAUUUAGUGCAGAAUGUGCCCUGAACUGGAAGGAGAAUCACAGUUGGUUCAAUAGGCUUUUAAUGAAUCAUUUAAUUUAGUGUACACACCGUUUUUAUCAGUGCCGUUUAUCUGAAACCUUCCAGACCUCCUCGUUCUCUUCCAGUCAUGCCAAAAAUGUGGAAGUCUGCACCAUCUUUUGUCAGUUUAAGUGUCUUGUUUUGUCUUCGCCUCGAGGAAAGGGCCUACAGGAGAGGGAACUCAAAGUGCCUUAAAGCUGCCUGCCACAUCUGAUGAGGAGCCACUUUUAAGAACGGCAAAAUUCCUCCGGCUUUGUUC
Messenger RNA from Carassius gibelio (silver crucian carp), 2197 nucleotides. RefSeq names its product septin-9-like. The record is from RefSeq and is a predicted model, not a curated record. Bases 154 to 1149 code for a protein of 331 amino acids. Gene Ontology annotation, molecular function: molecular adaptor activity; GTP binding; GTPase activity. The transcript has 10 exons. Gene Ontology annotation, biological process: cytoskeleton-dependent cytokinesis. Lineage: Eukaryota; Metazoa; Chordata; Actinopteri; Cypriniformes; Cyprinidae. Gene Ontology annotation, cellular component: septin complex; microtubule cytoskeleton; septin ring.